This is a messenger RNA of Oncorhynchus keta (chum salmon), 2425 nucleotides long. It is a transcript of the gene gpr82, whose product is annotated as G protein-coupled receptor 82. The coding region runs from base 1406 to 2134 and encodes 242 amino acids. Gene Ontology annotation, cellular component: plasma membrane. Gene Ontology annotation, molecular function: G protein-coupled UTP receptor activity; A1 adenosine receptor binding. The record is from RefSeq and is a predicted model, not a curated record. Gene Ontology annotation, biological process: G protein-coupled receptor signaling pathway. The transcript is spliced from 3 exons. NCBI's taxonomy places the organism in Eukaryota, Metazoa, Chordata, Actinopteri, Salmoniformes, Salmonidae.
UUGAUACAACAACUAUGAUAGCUGAGGUUCAUAGUUUGGUAUGAAUAUUAGUUCAGAACCUAACGUUUUAGGGUCCAUACACAGAUCGGCUACACACUGUAGCUAGCUACACAUCCAUUGGCAUUCAGUUAUUUUUUAUCCUCCACCACACAAUAAGCAUGCAAAUAGUUAGCGAGCUAUGUUACUGCAGCUGCAUUGCAAGGCAAGCUUACACAAUUGUACAUUCAAUUUGCAGUAAAUGCUUUAGCUAGUUUGAUUCUCCACUGUUUCACAAGAUGACGGACUGGUUUGCUGGUUUUCUCAGGAGUCCCUAAAACAUUAAACAAGACAAAUUACAAAUUCAUUCUCCUGUUAUAAUACUACCUAGCUAGCUGGCAAAUGUUAGCUAGUCAUAACUUGCUAAAUAGCGAUUAGCGAACUCCCCCUUGUGGUGGUCUGGAGCAAUGAAACCAUACCUCUAAGUCACACGGUGCAAGCUCGCAACUUUUAAAGUAGGAACCACUCCAAAAUUAAGGAAAUCGUUGACUAUGUACAGACUCCGUGACCAUAGCCUUGCUAUUGAGAAAGGCCACCGAAAGCAGACCUGGGUCUCAAAAUGAGGUGGAAUCUGAGCUGCACUUCCUAACCUCCUGCCAAAUGUAGGGACCAUAUUAGAGACACAUAUUUCUAUCAGAUUACGCAGACCCACAAAGAAUUCAAAAACAAAUCCAAUUUUGAUAAACUCCAAUAUCUAUUGGGUGAAAUACUAGUGUGCAAUCACAGCAUCAAUAUUUGCGACCUGUUGCCACAAGAAAAGGGCAACCAGUGAAUAACAAACACCAUUGUAAAUACAACUUGCAUUUAUGUUUAUUUAUUUUCCCUUUCGUACUUUAACUAUUUGCACAUCAUUACAUCACUGUAUGUAUACAUAAUAUUUGGAACUUUUUGAAGUGUAAUGUUUACUGUACAUUUAGUUUAGUUUUUUCCACUUUUGUUUAUCUAUUUCACUGGCUUUGGAUUGUAAACAUACGUUUCCUAUGCCAAUAAAGCCCUCGAACUGAAUUAGAGAGAGAGAGAGAGACUGAGUGACUGAGUUUUAGGUGAGAAUCUGAAGUUAGUAACAGGAAAUUAGAUAUAAGCAUCGAGAGAGGGUGACCAAGUUAAAAGGAAGUGUUUAUGUCUGACGCUAGUCAAAGAUGGAUCUAACAAUAGAUAAUACCCAACAUAUGUCCUCUGUCAAUCUAUCUGUUCACAGGCUCAAUGGAACCAGCAAUCAUCCACACAGACAGUGUUGGCUAUACCCUGAUUUUGUUGUCACACAAGUCAAACCCUGGCUCUACCAGGCCCUGUCACUCCUGGGUUUCCUAGCCAACAGCCUGAACUCUGGAGGUCGGUGUGGACCCCCACCAUCAUCCUGACCCUCAACAUGGUGACCUAUGACCUCUUGCUGUGCACCAGCUUCCUGUUCCGGGUGGUAUACCACCAUGCUACCAUGAUAACGGUCUUCUACGUCAACCUCUACUGUAACAUAAUGCUGCUUCUCUGGACCAGUGUGAUGCGCUACGCCACCGUGGUGCGGCCUCGCCCUGCCCUCCUUACUCUCCUCACCAGGUCCAGAGGAUGCUGGGUACUCUGCCUCAUCACCUGGGUAACUGUGGCAACGGUGGUGAGUGCCAGUGUGGUACUUCAGAUCGGAAGAGGAGGAGACAGCUGCUUUGACAUGUUGGAGAAUCACCACAGAGUAGAGUUCAACAACCAACACUGCCUGAGGGUGGUGCUGUUUUUCAUGAUUCUCACCUUUAUUGUGGUCGGCUAUGGGGGACUAGUGUUGUAUCUACAGAGUGUCAGGGGGGCCAGGAACAAACACACCAGUGAAGGAGGGGUGACGGAGGUGGUUGAGUUGCGGGGUGGAAGAGGGGUGUGUGGUGUGUUUAGGGGAGAGGGAGGGCAGGGGGAGAACAAACGGGGUGUAGACUUGGGGGUGCGUUCUGGGGCAGGAGAGAGGCAGGGGGUGAAGGGUGGUAGCCUGAGGGUACGAAGGAAGAUCCUGGCAGCGGUUGUGGUGUUUGUGGCGUGUUUCCUUCCCUACCAUGUCCAGUGUGCAGUGACCCUGCUCUCACCACACGGGGGCGACUGUGAGAAGGGGAAAACAUGAUAGAGUGUGACAAAUGCAACCAUAACCAUAGCAGCGCUGAGCUGUGUUGUACUGAUCUACCAAUAAAUACAUUUUCAACACAACAAUAAGCUUUAUUUUCUCUUCAGCUACAUGAGUGUUUCUCAGCAGAAGUCAGUGGGUGAGUAUUCAGCUUGUAAGGUGGUCAACCAAUGAAUGCAUGCAUGCAAGCACACACACACACACACACACACACACACACACACACACACACACACACACACACACACACACACACACACACACACACACACACACACACACACACACAAA